AUGGCGACCGCUGUCUUGAACCAGCUCAGAUCUAUCUUUACCGAUGAUUCUACCGAUAAAGUGGUGAUCAAUGAAUCUGCUGACAAGUACGAAGCUGCUGUGACCUACCCCUGGUCACAGACCUGCUGGACUCCUGCGGCCGCAUAUGUCUACCUGGGUAAUGUUCAGGAGCUAACUAAGGCUCUGGCUAUCGUUCAAGAAACUGGUACUAAGUUUGCUGUCCGCACUACCGGCCAUAACCCAAAUCCAGGAUUCAGCAGUGCGGGUGAAGCCGCUGUCGUGCUAGAUAUCAGGCAGUUUAGGUCUAAAGAACUACUUUCUGAUCAUGGAACUGCACGCUUCGGGUCGGGAAAUACCUGGGGUGAGGUAUAUGCUUGGCUGGAGGAGCGAGGGCUGUCAGCCAUUGGGGGGAGGGACUCUCAGGUAGGACUGGGAGGCUUUCUCUUAGGAGGAGGUUUGGGGGCUUUGCCCAAUCUUUACGGACUCGGCGCUGAUGGAGUGAAGAACUUCGAGGUCUUACUCGCAGAUGGCAACCUCAUUAAUGCUAAUCAAAAUGAAAACUCCGAACUCUACCGCGCUUUGAAGGGUGGCGGCUCUAACUUUGGUAUUUUGGCUAAUUUCAUUAUCACAACAGGUAUCGUCACACGGUUUGAUCUCGAAACUCAUCCGUUGAUAAAUGUCCAAUAUACCAUCAACCUCUACAAUCCUGAGGAUCAUGUGGCAAUCAACAAGGCUACUUUCGAAGUUCAACAGACUAUGGAGGAAGAUCCUAAGAUUGGGCUGUUCACCAAUUUCAACAAUGGCUUUGUUGCAGUAGGCCUACUCUAUGGAGACCAUCCAGCUGAGUCCGAGGCCCAGAAAACCUUUAGGCCGUUCCACGACCUCAAAAGCCUGGUGACAACGGUCCUGCCCUCUACAAACGGCACCCUUCUGUCUCUAGCUCAAGCUAUGGGCCAUGCCCAGACCCCUCUCAAACGAUCCAUUUGUACAGUUACCACCCGGAACUCACCUGAACUAUACGAAGAAGUGUAUAAGACCUGGGUUGAGGUCCGUAAGGCCCUUCCAGCUGAUACCGUCCUACAUUAUACCAUUCAGCCAAUUGGUACAGCUGCUGUCCAAGCUGGUAAAGACCGUGGUGAGAAUAUCAUGGGUCAUGAGAGUAUUCCACAAUCCUGGUGGGUUUUCACCUGUGAAUGGCCUAAAGACGGUGAUGAUGCUGCUGCACAAGGUGCUGUGAACGCCAUGUCUGAAAAGGUGCAGUGUCUGGCCAAGGAAAGAGGACUCCUUCUGGAUUACAAGUGUAUGACCUUUGCUACCGCUUCGCAAAAGGUUUUGGGCAGCUAUGGGGCUGAGAAUAUCAAGCGAAUGCAUGAUGUGGCGGCCAAGUAUGACCCUGAAGGCGUUUUUCAGAAGCUACAGAAUGACGGCUUUCUUCUACGCAACAAUGUCUAG
Molecule: messenger RNA, 1452 nt
Organism: Aspergillus piperis CBS 112811
Lineage: Eukaryota; Fungi; Ascomycota; Eurotiomycetes; Eurotiales; Aspergillaceae
Product: FAD-binding oxidoreductase
Exons: 6
Coding region: 1-1452 (483 amino acids)
Molecular function (GO): FAD binding
Source: RefSeq, a predicted model, not a curated record